AUGGGGUCCAUAAAGAGGAGCCGUGUCCUCUUCCUCACCCUGACGUCCCUUUUCGCUUGCGUGGUUGUCUCUGAAGCUCAGCACCAGCCUGGUUACUGCUCAUUUUAUGAGGAGUGUGGCAGAAAUCCUUCAGUCAACGGCAGCUUGAUCAAACCCAUCAUCCCCUGUGUAAACUACACCCCAGCCAGGAAGCUUCAGGGUGCUCACUACCAGAGGCUGAAGAAGGUGUGUCCAAUGCUGGACAGAGGUGAGAACAACACCAUGGCCUGCUGCUCCAUGAACCAGCUCAACUCCCUGGAAAACAGUCUGACACUGUCCAAGGCCAUCCUUGUCCGCUGCCCCGCCUGUGCUGACAACUUCGCCCACCUGCACUGCGUCACAACCUGCAGCCCCAACCAGAGCCAGUACCUGAACAUCACACGCACCAUCAACAUCACUGUCCUGGGCCAGGUGAAGGAGGCCGUUGUCGGCUACCAGUGUUACAUGUCCAGAAAGUUUGGUGACUCUUCCUUCAAGUCCUGCCAGAACGUGCGCAUACCCGCCACCGGGGGCUUUGCCAUUGCUACCAUGUGUGGUCGCUAUGGAGCCACACUAUGCAACACUCAACGCUGGUAUGACUUCCAGGGCGACUCCAGCAAUGGCCUUGCACCUCUGGACAUUGACUUCCGGCUCAUCCCCGAGGGUGCCCCCGUGCCCCCGGGCAUUGUGGCCUACGCUGGGAAGGCCCUGAGGUGCAAUGAGACGACAGACACUGGUGGCAAGGCAUGCUCCUGCCAGGACUGCGUGGAGUCCUGCCCUGUCGUCCCUCCUCCAGCUCUGCCACCGGGGCCCUUCCUGAUUUGGGGAGUGGAUGGGGUGCUGGUUGUGUGCCUGCUCAGCUUCUGCCUGCUUGCCCUCUCCUUCCUGGGCUUUCUGCUCAUGCUCCACUUCAAAAGGGGCAAUGCUGCCACCUCCAAGGAGGCAGAGAGCAUGGGCAAGGACAAAAAUAGCAACGAGGUGCACGAGGUUGUGGAUCCAAAGGAUGUGACAUGUACGGACAGGAACAGCCUUGCCACGCAGGAGUUCUUGGGCUUCCUGUUCCAGAGCUGGGGCACUCUGAUGGCCCGAUACCCCUUCAUAGUGCUGCUGGCCUCUCUAGUGGUGGUGUCAGCGUUUGCUGUGGGUCUGAUGCACAUUGAGCUGACCACUGACCCUGUGCAGCUGUGGUCGGCCCCCAACAGCCGCGCCCGGAGGGAGAAGGAUUUCCAUGAUAAGUACUUUGACCCGUUCUUCCGCACCAACCAGCUGAUCCUGACUGCGCCUGGCCGCCCGGGGCACUCCUACGACUCUCUGCUUUUUGGUAAGCAGAACUUCAGCGGCAUCAUCUCCAAGGACCUGAUCCAGCAGCUGCUAGAGCUGCAGUCCAGGAUCCAGGCCAUCGAGUUCUGGUCAGACGAGCUGAACCGCACCGUUAGCCUCAAGGACAUAUGCUUUGCACCCCUGAAUCCCAACAACCCGUCACUGACGGACUGCGCAGUCAAUAGCCUGCCUCAGUACUUCCAGAACAGCCUGGACAACCUGAAUGCUAAAGUCAACAUGACCGAGCUGGGUGUCACCAAAGAGGUGGACUGGAGAGACCACUUCAUUUACUGCGUUAAUUCCCCCCUGUCUUUCAAAGACAUCACAGACCUGGGCCUGAGCUGUAUGGCCGAUUACGGUGGCCCUGUCUUCCCCUUCCUGGCCGUGGGUGGAUAUGAAAAUGAGGAAUACACUACUGCUGAAGCUCUCAUUAUGACCUUCUCCCUGAACAACUACCCAAGGGAACAUGAAAAGUUUAAGCUAGUGGAACAAUGGGAACAGAUGUUCCUUGACAUUGUCCAGGAGUACCAGAGGGACCCAGCAACUAACUUCACAUUUGCCUACAUGGCAGAGAGGUCACUGGAGGAUGAGAUCAACCGGACAACAGCGGAGGAUAUCCCCAUCUUCAUGAUCAGCUACGCGGUGAUCUUCGUGUACAUUGCAGUGGCGCUGGGAGAGUACUCCUCUUUCAAACGUAUACUGGUAGAUUCUAAGUUUCUGGUGGGCCUGGGAGGGAUUCUGGUGGUAGGCUGCUCCGUGCUGUCCGCCAUGGGCUUCUACGCUUGGAUUGGCAUCCCCUCCUCCCUGGUGAUCCUGCAGGUGGUGCCCUUCCUGGUGUUAGCCGUGGGAGCCGACAACAUCUUCAUCUUUGUGCUGGAGUAUCAGAGGGAUGAGAGGAGGAAAGGGGAGAGCAGAGAGGAACAGAUCGGCCGCGUCCUGGGCAACGUGGCUCCCAGCAUGCUCCUCUGUAGUCUCUCAGAGUCCGUCUGCUUCUUCCUGGGGGCCCUGAGCAGCAUGCCGGCAGUGAAGUCCUUCGCCCUGUACGCGGCGCUGGCCGUGCUGAUGGACUUCGUGCUACAGAUGACUGCCUUCGUGGCGCUGCUGUCGCUGGACGCCCGCAGGCAGGAUGCAGGCCGCUGCGAGCUGGCCUGCUGCGUGACAGUGUCCACUCCACGCCCCUCCAACCACGGGCAGGGCUUCCUGCUGCCCGCCAUGAAGCGCUACUACGCCCCCGUCCUGCUGCAUCCCGUCACCAGGAUUGUUGUGAUGGUGGUGUUCCUCUUCAUGUUCUGUGCCUCAGUCUUCCUGAUGUUCCAUGUCACAGUGGGGCUGGAUCAGGAGCUGGCCAUGCCAAAGGAUUCCUACAUGCUGGACUAUUUCAAGUACCUGUACAAGUAUUUUGAGGUGGGCGUCCCAACGUACUUCGUCACCACAAGGGGCUUCAACUUCACCACUGUGGAGGGCAUGGAUGCUGUGUGUUCCAGUGUAGGCUGUAACCCCUUCUCCCUCACACAGAAGAUCCAGUAUGCUACAGAGUACCCAGACAAAUCCUACCUAGCCAUCCCAGCAUCCUCUUGGGUCGAUGACUUCAUCGACUGGCUCAACCCUGGAUCCAAAUGCUGUCGUCUAUAUACUUUGGGCCCAAAUGCAGGACAAUUCUGUCCUGCCAGUGAGUCUGCAUUCCUGUGUGGAAAGAGGUGUGUCAGUGCACCUCAAAAUGGCGUUCUGAGGCCCACUGUGGAACAGUUCAACAAGUACCUGCCCGAUUUCCUGGGUAACCGGCCUGACCUGCUGUGUCCCAAAGGUGGACUUGGAGCCUAUGACAAAGCGGUGGUCAGAAACGAGCAAGGGGAAAUCAUAGCCUCCCGAUUCAUGGCGUACCACACGCCCCUCACCACCUCCAAGGAGUUUACAGCGGCGCUAAAGAAGGCGAGGGAGCUGGCCGCCAACAUCACCCUCAGCAUGCGGCAGGUUCCGGGGACCUCACCCGACUUCGAGGUCUUCCCCUACACGGUGACGUACGUGUUCUAUGAGCAGUACCUGAGCAUCGUCCCUGAGGGCCUCUUCAACAUCUCGCUCUGCCUGCUGCCCACCUUCGUCGUGUGCUGUAUCCUGCUGGGCAUGGACCUGCGCUCGGGCCUGCUCAACCUGCUUACCAUCGUCAUGAUCACCGUGGACACCGUGGGAGUCAUGACACUGUGGGGCAUCGACUACAACGCUGUUUCACUCAUCAACCUGGUCACGGCUGUGGGUAUCUCAGUGGAGUUUGUGUCCCACCUCACGCGCUCAUUUGCUCUCAGCACACUGCCCACCCACGUGGAAAGAGCCAAGGAGGCCACCGCCAACAUGGGCAGCGCGGUGUUUUCAGGUGUUGCCAUGACAAACCUCCCGGGGAUCGUGGUGUUGGCGUUUGCCAAGGCCCAGCUCAUCCAGAUCUUCUUCUUCCGGCUGAACCUGGUCAUCACGCUGCUGGGCAUGGUGCAUGGUCUCAUCUUCCUGCCUGUGCUGCUCAGCUUCUUUGGACCGGACGUGAACAAGGCCGUGCUUCUGCAACAGCAGAGAAAAGCCCAGGAGAUGAAAUCAGAGAGCAAUGUCUACACAAACAUGAGUUUUGAGGACUGA
Megalops cyprinoides (Indo-Pacific tarpon) is the source of this 3960-nucleotide messenger RNA. RefSeq names its product NPC1-like intracellular cholesterol transporter 1. Gene Ontology annotation, cellular component: membrane. Lineage: Eukaryota; Metazoa; Chordata; Actinopteri; Elopiformes; Megalopidae. The transcript has 18 exons. Gene Ontology annotation, molecular function: lipid carrier activity. The coding region runs from base 1 to 3960 and encodes 1319 amino acids. The record is from RefSeq and is a predicted model, not a curated record.